Messenger RNA from Sitodiplosis mosellana (orange wheat blossom midge), 1425 nucleotides. RefSeq names its product glycoprotein-N-acetylgalactosamine 3-beta-galactosyltransferase 1-like. NCBI's taxonomy places the organism in Eukaryota, Metazoa, Arthropoda, Insecta, Diptera, Cecidomyiidae. The transcript has a single exon. Gene Ontology annotation, cellular component: membrane. The record is from RefSeq and is a predicted model, not a curated record. The coding region runs from base 118 to 1146 and encodes 342 amino acids. Gene Ontology annotation, molecular function: N-acetylgalactosaminide beta-1,3-galactosyltransferase activity.
AUAUGUCCUGUUUCAACGGUAUAAUUCAGUAUGAAUUAGACCGCUGAAAUGAUCGCAGACAUUUCCAUCGUCAUCAUCAUCCCAAACUGUGCAAUAUUGAAGUAAUACACUUGAAAGAUGAACUCGAAAAUAACAUUUUUUUGGUUCCUAAUUGGGUUUGGAAUUGGAUUUUUCAUCGAUCUCAACAAAUCUAACGAGUUUGAAGUAGAUCUAAGAAAGGCACCGCCAUCCGAUUUGACGCAAACAAGCGUAGUAGAAGAUGUAAAGAAGAUACGAAUUUUGUGUUUUUUGAGCACCAUGUCGAAGAGUUAUUCGACGCGAGCGGUUCACAUUAUGCAAACAUGGGGCAAACAUUGUGAUAAAUUGUUAUUUUUUGGUUCAUACGUAACUGAUGGAAAUAUCGGUGCGAUUGGAUUCAAUGUGACGGAAGGGCAUGACUACAUUUGGGGAAAGGUUAAAUUGAUAAUGCAGCAUAUUCAUAAGAAUUUUCUCAACGAUUACGAUUGGUUCUUCAAAGGCGAUGACGACACAUUUUUGAUUCCUGAAAACUUACGUUACAUGCUAUCAGCCUAUUCAACUGACGACCCAAUUUAUUUUGGAUACAAAAAAAACUCAUCAAUGCAUAAGAGAGGCUUCUUCAGUGGAGGGGCUGGUUAUGUGUUGAGCAGACAAACUGUUCGAACGUUUGUCGAAAAGGUUCUAACUAACAAAGAAUUUUAUCGAAAAUCAGAAGGAGAACCCGGUUGUAAUCUCAAAACCGAUGCACGUAAUGAGGAUGAGGACAUAAGCGUUUGUCUCGAUUAUUACAAUGUAUACCCCGGCGAUUCAAGAGAUUUAUUAAACCGAGGCCGAUUUUUUCCAUAUAAGCCAGAGGCACAUUUAUUCGGCAAACCGGAUCCCAAGAAUGGACACUGGACAACGAAGUACUAUUGGAGCGAUGAAGGACUGGAUUGCUGCUCAAAUUAUACGAUUAGUUUUCAUUACAUCUUAACUAAAUAUCAAUACACGAUGUAUUUCCUCGCGUAUAGACUGCAACCGUUUGGAUUUAGACGGCAUUUUCCAUCUCUACCAAUGAAAGUGAACUUUUCACAAGUCGUCAAAAUGCUGGAACAAGAAGGAGCUAAUGCAUCUCUACGAGGAUUCUAGGCCAAGUUUUUUGUUUUCGAAGGAGAUAUUUUUAGCGAAACAAAAGUUCAGUCAAUUUUAAAUUGGAAAUAGCAGAAUUUUAUUGCGUUUUAUAUGUAAUAAAAAUUGAAGAAUAUUGAUGAAUAGUGGUUCAAUUGGACAAAUAUCUAUUUACAGCAAUAAUGUCUCUCUCUUAUACUUAUUCAUACAACAAUACAGUGAUUAUAGCUACCAUAACCAUAACUUCUCUUUAAAAGCUCAUUUUUCCUAUAAAUACUGCGAUUUUUUUGUGUGUAAUAU